Trametes versicolor FP-101664 SS1 is the source of this 1347-nucleotide messenger RNA. RefSeq names its product CAIB/BAIF family enzyme. Lineage: Eukaryota; Fungi; Basidiomycota; Agaricomycetes; Polyporales; Polyporaceae. The coding region runs from base 1 to 1347 and encodes 448 amino acids. Gene Ontology annotation, molecular function: catalytic activity. The transcript has 9 exons. The record is from RefSeq and is a predicted model, not a curated record.
AUGGCUUCUCUCAUUCUACGGCGUGCGACUCGAGUGCGUGAAUCGGGGUUUGCGCGCCAGAUCGUCCGGAAGCGUACCCUCAAUGUCGACCACGGUACACCGACACCUGCACAAGGCAUGCCCCCUCCGCUCCGGGGAGUGAAGGUGCUUGACCUGACUCGCGUGCUUGCUGGCCCGACGUCGACCAUGCUGCUUGCGGACCUGGGCGCAGAUGUGAUCAAGGUCGAGGAGGUAUCUAGAGGUGAUGAUACGAGAUCCUGGUCUCCACCGUCUGCUCCUCUGUCGCCUUCAGCGCCGCAAGAAACAUCGCACCUUCCCCCGGAGUCGGCAUACUACCUCGCCGUCAACAGGAACAAGCGUUCGAUCACGGUAAACUUCAAGGAGCCUGAGGGCCGAGCGAUUCUCCAUAAGCUUGUGAAAGAGGCAGAUGUCCUGGUAGAGAACUUCAUCUCUGGGAAGCUUGCAGAAUCGGGGCUUGGUUGGGAGGAUUGCCGAAAAAUCAAUCCUCGCCUCAUAUAUACCAGCAUCACUGGUUACGGCCAAUCUGGACCUUUCAAGAAAGCUGCAGGCUACGAUGUCAUCGUCGAGGCAGAGGCCGGUCUCAUGCAUAUCACGGGCGAGCCUGACGGUCCGCCCUGCAAAGUUGGUGUUGCAGUAACCGACAUAGCGACUGGCCUAUAUGCGCACGGCGCCAUCAUGGCUGCCCUUCUGUCGCGGCAGCAAACAGGCCAGGGGGUCUGGAUCGAUUGCAAUCUGUUUGAGUCUCAGCUAGCAGGUCUUGCGAACAUCGCUUCAAAUUACCUUAUUGCAGGUCAGGGAGGGUCGCGGCACGGCACCUCGCAUCCGUCUAUCGUUCCGUACCAAGUUUUCCCGUGCAAGGACGGUUUCAUCAUGAUUGGGGCCGGAAACGACAAACAGUUCAAGCUGUUCGCCGAGACGAUAUUGGAACGUGCUGACCUUCCCUCUGACCCGAAGUUUUCCACCAACAAGGCCCGGGUUGCGAACAGACAGGAGCUUGUAUCACUGAUCACAGACACGCUACAGAAACAGGGCCGCGACCAUUGGAUAGAAAGGCUCACGGGCCUGGGCAUCCCUUUCGGACCCAUCAAUGACAUCGAGCAAACUUUCGGUCACCCCCAGGUUGCUGCGCGCCAGAUGAUCACAGAGGUCGAGCACCCGCGAGCUGGUAAAAUCAAGCUCGUCUCUCCCCCAGUGACUUACAAUGGGAAGAGAAUGCCCAUUGCCCGGCCACCGCCGUACUUAUCGCAGCACACUACCGAGGUGCUCACCGAGCUUGGAUAUAGCGAAGAAGAGAUAGCGACACUACGGGAGAAGAGAAUCAUCUAA